AACAGGAAGGAGGUUGACGUAUUUCCGGAGGCUUAAACCGGGGAAAGUUGUUUCCUGAAGUUGUCGCUCCUCUGAUGUUUUAUUUCCACACUAAAACUAAAGUUCAAAUAAAAUGACUCUGUUUUAAUAGAUGUCUUUCUUGUUCGACAUUCCUCCUGCUUAAUGGAGCUGUGUGAUGACAAAACGACCUCAAAGAAUGAAGAUAAAACAGAGAACAACCUUCAGGCCCAGCUAGCUGAGUGCCGAGCUCAGGUUGAACACUGGCAGGGCGUGGCGACUAUCUGCGAGCUGAGCAAACAGGAGGAACUGGCAGAGCUGCAAAAACAAUGUGAUCAAGAGAUCCAGUCUCUGCAGGAGGCUUUCAGAGAGACAGCAGAACAGUAUGAGACCAGGCUCGCUGUUCUGCAGUCUCAGCCAGCAGAGUGGAGGCGAGGCAGCGGGCAGUUCCUGAUCAGCGGAAGGAAAACCAAGGUGGAUGCUGAUGUCAUUCGUGAAUCCAUGACGUCGAUGACCAAUAGCCUGACAGAGAUGAUGGCGGAGUCAAACAAAAGCCAGAGCCACACAGCGGAGCUGGAGGCGGGGACAGAGGGAGAGGGGCCAGGACUUACAAAUGAAGAAUAUUUUUCGAGGCACUGUGACUCGGCUUCGUUGUCUUCCUUCUCCUUAGACACUCCCUCCCUGCCCAGAAAACCCCACCAUCAAGAAGACACGGAUUCCCUUUUGUCAACAGGAACAUUGGUGCCUGAAGCCAUUUACCUUCCACCAGCUGGUCAUCGCCUGGUCACCUACAGUGACUGGGACAACCUUAAUGCUCAGGUGUCAGAGCUGCGAGCGGAGGUGAGUCGGCUGAAAGCUGAGAAAGAAGAGUUGGAGAAAGACCUGGACACACAGACCAACAGCACUCACAAACAGGUGUCACUGCUCCAGUCUCAGAUCCAUAUGUCAGAGGCCCUCCUCCAGGAUUUGCAGAAAUCUUUUAGCCAGUCGCAGAAUGCUGUCCAGAGUCGGCUGGCAGACCUGUCACUUUCCCAGCGGAGAAUGUGCAGUGAGCUGUCCAGACUUAAAGGAGAAGAGGUCAAAGAGGAAGAACCUGACUCCAGUAUACCUUUCCAAGCAACACUGCAGGGGGCGCACUGUGAAGAGCGUCUUCGCAUUGAGAUAGUCAACUUGAGGGAGCAGCUGGUCACUCAGACAGAAGAGAACGAAAUUUUAGAAGUGCAGCUGUCCAGUCUGAAGAUGGAGAUGGAGAGGAUCCAGGCUGAGAAGGACCAGUUGCAGGCUGAUCUGCUUGACUGCCGCACUGAGCUUGAAGCCCUCCGGGUGGCGCUGUCUCACGUGCAGAACAACAACAAAUCUCUCAGCAAUGAUAAAGCGGCACUGCAGCAGCAGUGUCUGGAGCUGCGCAGCCAAGUGAUCAGUCUACGUUCACAAAUGGACACUAGUCAGACCGUACAGAGAGACUUUGUCCAUCUGUCACAGACACUGCAGGUGAAGCUGGAGUUGAUCCGUCAGGCCGAGAGUCUGAGCCAAGUCAAAGAAAUCUUGGAAGGGGGAACAAGUGAAGCUGAUUCUCCACCAGCUAAUGUACCAUGAGUCAGAAAGUCACAAUGGCACCAAAAAGCAUAGACCCUGAGUUUGUCACUCAGGGUCAAAGGUCAUGCCCGCAGCGACUAUAGGAAUGUGAACGCCAUGGUCAUUAAGAUUAUCAGAGCUGGAGCUGCCGGCACUAGUAUUCUGACCAGAUAUGUUGAAGCUACUUACAAAAAGACAUUUGUUUAGUAAUAAUAUUUUGGUGUUCAACCAAUACUACUGCAGCAGUAACUAACAUUCGGGGUUCUUUUUUCCCCGAUAUAUGCAGAAACACUUGUUCCAAUAGUACAUGAGUAAAUGUAUUCUGUUUAUAAAACUUGCAUUGUAAAAUGCAAGCUACAAAGUCUGUUCAAGAAGAAUAGAAGAUAACCCUUUUAUUGUCAAUAGACAUGCAUGCCACCAAAUUUGUCCUCUGCAUUUAACCCGUCCUAAUUACAGUUAGACACAACUCCAGAUGUAGAGACGCUGCCUGGUCAGGGGGCAGAGAAAGGAGCAGAAACUAAAUAAGUAUGUUUAUGAUUGAAACCUUGAAUAAAAAUAAGGACCUCUGAAAGUAUUCAAUCACCGUAUAAUACUGACAUUUUAAGUAAUGCAGUCUAUAGUACAGAUUCACCAACUAAACUGGAAUUAAUGUGAGAUUAUGUUCUAAAUGACUUUUGCCAUUAAAAAAAAAAAUCAGCUUUAACUCUUUAUAUUCUUGCACCAACACUUAAAUUAUGGAUUAACAAAUAAAUUCACUAAACUUUUUUUUAUGAAAUGUCAGUGUGUAUCAUCUUUACAUUUUGUGUUGUUAUACAUAAUCAACUAAUAAUGGACUUAAGUCUUUGUGUUCUUUUUGAAACACUGAGUCACAACUUGCAUCAUGUCUCUUAAUGUGUACUUACAGUAAAUUUGUCAGAUGACUGAUAUUCUUGCGUAUUUAUCUGUUAUGUGAUACUUUUAAUAAAAUAUUGAAAUGGC
Messenger RNA from Thalassophryne amazonica, 2550 nucleotides. It is a transcript of the gene rabep2, whose product is annotated as rabaptin, RAB GTPase binding effector protein 2. Gene Ontology annotation, molecular function: GTPase activator activity; growth factor activity. NCBI's taxonomy places the organism in Eukaryota, Metazoa, Chordata, Actinopteri, Batrachoidiformes, Batrachoididae. Gene Ontology annotation, biological process: endocytosis. The record is from RefSeq and is a predicted model, not a curated record. The transcript has 12 exons. Gene Ontology annotation, cellular component: intracellular membrane-bounded organelle. Bases 163 to 1593 code for a protein of 476 amino acids.